Sphaeroforma arctica JP610 is the source of this 2939-nucleotide messenger RNA. RefSeq lists its product as hypothetical. NCBI's taxonomy places the organism in Eukaryota, Ichthyosporea, Ichthyophonida. The record is from RefSeq and is a predicted model, not a curated record. The transcript has 15 exons. The coding region runs from base 253 to 2853 and encodes 866 amino acids.
UUAAGUGUGUAGAGGGAAGGCUUACACACGAUAGACCGAAGUCAGCCAUCUGUUGUGUUCGUAUGAUAGUUGUGGUUGCUUAUACACACUGUGUACGAUCAUCGCUAUCCAUAGCAAAGAGAAGUGAGAACUAUUGCAAAAUUGUGUAGCUAUGGUCUGCACACACUUGCGAUAAAGAAGUUAUACAGAACGCGUAUACGCCCACUCUUGCUUGCAUAUAGAUUGAAGGUCACCACAUAACAACGUGCCACUAUGCCCGUGUUACUAACUACCACUCAAGAAGAUGGUAAGUCAGUACCGAAUACAGCAGAGGGGACUGUACGUACAAAUACGUUGCCUACAUCAGAAGUCAAACCCAUACUCACCCUGCAAGAAAUCCAGUCGCUGACAGACCCGUCGCAGAUAGGCGACUUGCUGAGGCAACUCAAUCAGCAUGAGCAACACGUGGACCAUGAAUUGGAUUUAUUGCUGGAUCGUACUGAGGCCUUGGACGACCAGAUGAAUUCGUUGCUGCGUUUGCAACCCAAGCUGAAUAAGCUGAAUACCGGCACUCAGUAUCUUGCAUCCACGGUGAGCCACACGUGCGAAUUGGCAGAAAGUGUCAGCGGAAAGGUCCGAGAGCUCGAUCUAGCUCAGACAAAUGUUCUAGUAACUCUGUCCAAGGUCCGAGAUAUAAUGGAUCUGAAGGAAUGUGUCGAGGGUGUGCUAGCUGCAAUGGGCCAAAACGACUACGCUGUUGCCGCUGUACAUGUACAUCGUUAUCUGUCAUUCGAUCCGGCACUCGUUGCAGUGGAGCUGAAAACUCUCGGCAUGACAGAAGGAAAACCAGCAUCCGAGAAGAUACAAGAAUGUGUCGACGAACUACACCAGCGAAUCAAUAGAGGAUUGGAUGAUGCCGUCCGUGAUAACGAUAUGAAUAGCAUCAAUAGGUACUUCAAGCUCUUCCCUUUGAUCGGUCUCGAAAUGGAGGGUAUGAGAAAGUACUCCUUACAUGUGUGUACCCAAGUUGCACUCAGGGCUCAACAACGUUUGAAGGCCGCUAUUCUGGAAGGAGAAGCUACUGGCGACGACCAAAAGAUUCAACUGGUAAAUACACUACAGCUGUUGUUUCAGGACAUAGCCGGUGAAGUAGAAAACCAGACACCCGUUGUCGAGACACACUACGGGCCUGGCCGUGUGUUGCCGCUGAUUCAGGCUUUGAUGAGGGAAUGCGAUCGACAAUCUAGUGCGAUAAUCGACACGUUCUUAACCAAACGUCUCGUCCACAAACUUGUGGCCGAUAUCAAUCAGGCGAGAUACUCGACGCACAGGGACAUACUGGUCGUUGCAAGCUCUACAUCCAAUACGACACCAGGUCCGGACCCACGCGAUAUCGAGGGUGUGCUGUGGGAACUGUCGGCAAUCGGUGGACAUUCGGGAGUAUUUGAGCGCUUCAUGCGCACCCGUGCCGAGGCAGAACAUCAUUGCCUAUCCAGUCCAACGAAGGAAGAGUUAGACAUUUCCAAAUCAGAAACCACCGAGGGAGGGUCGUCGCGUAGUCGCAGCACUACCCCACCAGCAGCCAACGCGGAGAUGAUAGUGUCUACCGGCGGGAAACUGAGCAAAGCAAGCCCUCUGAAGCGAUCACCCAGCAUACAAAUGCAUCCUGACGAGGAAACACGGCGCGAACAUAUAAAGAGGGAGAAAGAGCAGCGUGCGGCUUUCCUUGCAGGUGUCAGCUUAGAGCUCCUGUCUGGGAAGGAAACUGGAUUGAACCGCAGAGUACAGGAGAUUAUGGGACAAUAUAUUCUGAUUGAGGAGUGUUUCCUGAUGUCCUGCGUCCACAAAGCGGUGAAGCUGGACACACAUGAUCUUGGCCAGAUGACCUCCACGAUGAUUGAUGACGUGUUCUUUGUUGUGCAGAAAUGUUGCAACAGGGCAUUGCAAACUCAUAUGAUCGGGUGUAUCUGUGCCGUGCUCAACAAUGCCAACUCCGUUCUUGAGAAUGACUUCACAGCUGUUCUGCAGCGUAAUUUGACGACGGGUGUUGGAGAUACCAUGUCGCAGUUCUUCAGUACAGGCGAUUUCAAAAAUGUCUUGGAAAAGGUGCAACGCAAAAUGGACACAUCCGCCGUGAACCAAAUCUCGCAGUACCUAGUCCACCUGAACAAUGUCGAAACGAGUGGGCAAUACCUUUUGAAGCUACAGGGUGGGCUUAAAACCCAGUUCGCACAGUUCGCAUCUUCGCACUCAGAGAAAGACAAGCAAAAAGGUUUGGCCUGCCUCGACGACAUGCUGAUCAUACAAAAGUGUUAUAACCGUGUGCUGUCGGAAGCGUGGAAGAAAAUGUUCUCCAAGACUGUCUUCCCAGUACUCAUAUCGGCUUGCGAAGCUAUGCAGAGUGUCGAUUACGUCAUCAGCCUGCAAGAUUUGAACUUCUACGAAGUCAAUGAUCCUUUCGUCCAGGGCUUAAUCCGGGAUCUAGAUGAAGUUAUAAAUGCUUUCAAGCCGCAUCUGACAUCUACGAACUUUGUGACACUCAUGAAUUUGCUCAUACAGAAUCUUGCCGUACAGUUGGAGGCGGCCGUUUUAUCUAAAAGCUUCAAUCAAAACGGGGGUAUCCAAUUCGACAAGGAUUUGCGAACAUUAAUACAGUACCUAGCGAACAUGACGGAUGGAACUGUGCGUGAGAAGUUCGCACGAUUAACACAAAUAGCUACUAUCCUAUGCUUUGAGAAGGUGGCGGAUUUGAUGGACUACUGGGGCUCUGGGGCUGGUCUCGUGACUUGGAGAAUCACACCGUCAGAGGUGCGAAAGGCGUUGCAGUUGAGAACUGACUUCAGCCGAGCUGCUAUCAACAAGUUAAGGCUUUAAGCCAAUAAAACCUAGAUACGCCAUUACCAGCGUACCAAUAACACUAUUUAGUCGGCUCAGAUGCCAAUAAAGAGAUACAGUACUGC